AUGAACACACUCCGAACGAAUAGUGCUGGUGCAAAGUCGACUGCAUUAGUGAGCUUGCCCGCUUGUGGAAUUUGUUUCCAGCCCUACAACGAAGCGGAACAUCUGCCGAAGGUGCUAUCAUGCGGUCACACAAACUGUAUUACCUGUCUAAGUCGGUGGCAGUCGACAUAUGGCCAUUCGAAAACUAUUACUUGUACGGUUUGCCGCAAUGUCACUUCUGGACCGAUCACCUCAAUCCCUAACAACUAUCAGCUUAUGGGUGAGGUUCUUUUACAUUUAAAUUUUGUACACUUCAAAACAGGCACAUCUGUCGAGACAACACAGAUUGCAACUAUUCGUUCUAGGACCCACACACAAUUAGCUCAUCGCCGAGUGAUGAGACGAUGUUUUUCUCUCGUUCUUUUUUCCUCUGUUAUUCUUUUUGCUGCCGCGAUCCCUUAUCUAAUUUCUUAUUCCUAG
Messenger RNA from Haemonchus placei, 459 nucleotides. The record is from the annotation of a GenBank genome assembly. Lineage: Eukaryota; Metazoa; Nematoda; Chromadorea; Rhabditida; Trichostrongylidae.